AUGACACCAUCAAAAGGAGCGAAUUUUCUGGAGAAAAAGAACAAGUUGGAGUCGUUGGUUUCGCGUUUUCCACAGAAACGGAAUAGUGUCAUUCCCGGUGCUGAGGAGGAAGAUCCUCCGCCAAAAAAGGAAUUUGAAGUGAAAAUAGAGCCAGAAGAUGUUCCCCCUCGACCAAAAGAACCAAAAAUCGAGAUUGAUGAAUUCGCCGUCACGACCACUCUGAUUGAACCAAAAGAGGAGCCAUUUGAUGACUAUGGCGAGCAAUUUGCUACCGAUGACUUGGCAUUUCGAUAUUUAAAUUAUGACUCGUUUUUACCUGAAAAUCCGCCGAAAAUUGAGAUAGAGCCACCAGAUGACGUCGAUUUUAAGACGGAUAUACUAGAAUAUGGCGACUACCAAAUCGAAGAAAUCCCAACCAAAAAUCAAGAAGAAGACUAUUGGAAGAAUCCAAGGAAUAAGCACACUUAUAGCCUCCGAGAACAUCCAAAAGUCAAGAAUUACCCAGAAUAUUUAUCAGGAGAAAACAUGGAAACUAUCGAUAACAGUAGUCAGCCAUCGACGUCAUCAGAAGCGUAUAGAACUGAAUAUAUUGUUGAAUCCGAAGAGAUUUUGGUUCCGCCUACCACAGGAGGCAGACGAUGCACUCUAUGUUUCAACGUGCAACAUCUCGGGAACACGAGAACAGUUUCAGUUAAAAACGAUACGAUGGUCCUGUUGGUUCCACGAGUGCUCCAAGGUCAUAUUAGUAUAGAUCAAGCGAAACAUAUGCUGAAAAAAAGAACGCAUGUUGUAUGUCGAAACCAUUUCAAAGACACCGUCGACACACUUUGCACGUAUCUGAGUAUCGAAUCGUCGGAUCAAUUUUCCAGUGCACCGCCCGAGUUAUUAGUGAAUAUUGUGAACGAACUUUGUCCGGAUGUUGGAUAUGAAGGAUUCCAGAAUUUGAUCCAUAAAUUUGAUGUGAAGAACAGAAAAGUCAAAGAAGUGGUUCGUAUUGAAAAUAUUCCGAAAGUGAAAAGUAAUCGUGGCAGAAAACCGAAAGAGAAAACCGAAAAACCGCCAAAAAUGGAUCACUAUUGCUCACUAUGCUCAAAGGGUCAAGAACUACCAGCGAUGCAAGAAGUGCCGAAUGCAAAUCACGUAUUGGUUAUAAUAGUCGGAUGUAUCAUCCGCCAAAAGUACACCAUUGCUCAGGCUCAAAUUUUCUUGCAACUCGUCGAAAAGUGCUAUAUCUGUCAUGUGCACUUCGCAGAGGCUUCCAAAGAGAUUUGCAAAUAUUUCGAAAUUGGCGGAUUAAUGGAUAUUAAUUCGUGUAAGCUGGAACUGCUGACCGAGUUGAUGCCUAUUGUGAAAAGCUUAUUCCCGGCGUAUACAUCGGCUAAAUUUCAAUUAACUGUCGGCAGCUUCUAUGAGCAGUACAAGGGGAUUAUUGAAGGGUUCAUCACUGAAAACGUAAAAGUCGAGCCACCAGAAGAAUCAGAGAAACCAGAUACCACCGCUUACAAAACAGGAAUAUCUGAAGUUCUCGAACUGCAGAAAAAAGGAUUCUGCACUCUAACGAAUCCGAAUGACGCGUAUUUGAUGACCGUUCAAAAAUACAAACACGGGAUAUAUAUCGAUUUCACUCAAUGCACACUAUGCUUAAAACUGAAAAGUCGUACGGAGCUGAGAAAAGUGUGCAAUGGAGAUCGUCUGGUGAUAAGUGUUGGAUACGUGCUGCUCGAAAAGUUCACCGUGACUCAAAUUCAAACACGGAUGCACAAAAAAGAGAACAUUGUGUGUCAUUCUCACUUUGCGGAUGCAUUUCAAGCGAUUUUGAAUAAUUUGAAUGUUGAUAGUAUUGUUGAUGUUCCAAAAAGUCCCAUAGAUCGUAAAGAACAUGUGAUGACAACUGUCAGUGCGUUGAGUUCUUCAUCUCAGAACUCUCAUAACGCAUUUUUUAGUAUUUUGGAUAAGUUCUACGCUCAAAAUGCUGAUAUCGUCAGUAUUGAAUAG
Messenger RNA from Caenorhabditis remanei, 1995 nucleotides. RefSeq lists its product as uncharacterized. Gene Ontology annotation, biological process: negative regulation of vulval development. The record is from RefSeq and is a predicted model, not a curated record. The transcript has 6 exons. NCBI's taxonomy places the organism in Eukaryota, Metazoa, Nematoda, Chromadorea, Rhabditida, Rhabditidae. The coding region runs from base 1 to 1995 and encodes 664 amino acids.